ACCACAAAUUCACCUAACACCGACCCUCUUUUUCAUGCUGUUUACAAGGAAGAAUGAUACGACUCUUCUUUUGCUUUUUAGAUACCUCCCCAUUACAAAUUCUUAAUUAUCAUUUUUACUAGUAACACACAAAGAGAGAGAUAUGUGUAAGAGACUAAUUUGGCGUUGCCCACCAACCUAACUUCCCUUUCUACUUCAUCAACAACUCGUGUCCACUUUUCUCACACAAACUUUGGUUCAAGAUUAUAUAAUUAUAAACACGCCUCCCGCGUGAAUAGAAAACGCAAACAUCAUAAGAACAUCAUAAGACGAACUCUUCCGGCUUCACUACCGCUUUGUGAUGGACAAUAAGGCCAAUCAUGGAGAUGAUAGGCAUGAGAGUGUUCCUCCUAUCCAUAGCCAAGUCGUGAAGAUCAAAAGAGAGUUUGAGAAGAUACAACACCCGUCUCUGAGGCAGCCUGAGAUGCCAAGGGUGCGUCGUGAGAUCGUGAGUCCACAGCGUUCCCGUUCUCCCCUGGGAUUAGGAGAGAGAGAAAGACCCAUCCCCGUUGGGAAUUGAUAACAAAGAGAGAUAGAGAGCGAGCGAGAGAUAGAGAUAGGUGAUCCUUUGUGAUUAGAUUUUCUCUUUAUCUUUCAAUGUAAAUAUCUUUGGUGAAUAUGAUGAGUCUCCUGUUUAAUAUCCUGAAA
This is a messenger RNA of Capsella rubella, 687 nucleotides long. RefSeq lists its product as uncharacterized. The transcript has a single exon. Bases 341 to 559 code for a protein of 72 amino acids. The record is from RefSeq and is a predicted model, not a curated record. NCBI's taxonomy places the organism in Eukaryota, Viridiplantae, Streptophyta, Magnoliopsida, Brassicales, Brassicaceae.